AUGUUUCUCUGUUUUAAUCUCUUAAAGAGUAAAGAGCUGGUGUGUUUCAAAGACAUCUGUCCUGCGGCUCCUCACCACUACCUUGUUGUCCCCAAGCAACACAUCCACAGCUGCCAGUCACUGAACAGGAGACACAUCAGCCUUGUUGAAAGAAUGACCGAACUGGGAAAGGCUGUACUCCGCGAACAAGGGAUCACUGACAUGGCGGAUGUAAGGUUUGGUUUCCACAAGCCUCCCUUCAUCUCAGUAGACCACCUGCACCUCCAUGUGCUCGCACCCAGCAGCAAAAUCUCAACGUCCAUGAUAUACAAGUUCACCCCAGGCACUGACUCGUUUGUUACUGUAAGUGCUGAUGGCUUCAGGUGUCCUACUCUUUGCUCACAUUCCAAAGAUCUCUUAUGA
Menidia menidia (Atlantic silverside) is the source of this 402-nucleotide messenger RNA. Lineage: Eukaryota; Metazoa; Chordata; Actinopteri; Atheriniformes; Atherinopsidae. The record is from the annotation of a GenBank genome assembly.